GGGGCGGGGCCAUAGUUAGGUUGCAAAGUAAGACGCAGCUAUUUCUUUAACAGUGAAGUCUUCUCUGCUGGUGGCUGUUUCAGCGGCGUUAGCAGCAUUGACGAGCUCGCCGGCUUCUUCUCUGGAUUAUUAUAUCAGUAAAGGCAAAUUCAUGCCAUGGUAAAUAUUACACCUGGCGGCAGUUCCCAGUCUUUACUCGUCACUUAUGCAUGGAAUGCAUUUUUGUAGUAUCCAGCAGCGUUGGCUUUCUCGAUAGCGACGAUACCUGGAUUAUGUAAACUUAGAUGUAGUUUUACGCGCAAAACCAUUAAGCGAUUAAAAAAAACUGCUGGAGGUUUUUGCCUGCGGGAACUCCAGCGUUAGUAUUCGUCGUAUUAAUGUAACGAUAAUUACGAGGUGAACGCUACGGACCAAGCGACCAAAAAAAGCGGAAUAGGAGGCAUAUUUGUGUCUUAAAUGGAUCGCCAUUCCAGCUUCAUUUCUAUUUGGUUUCAGUUGGAACUUUACGCCAUGGCUGUUCUACUAACUAAAGGAGAAAUCCGGUGUUACUGCGACGCACCACACUGCGUGGCCACUGGCUACAUGUGCAAAUCCGAAAUGAACGCUUGCUUCACCCGAGUCUUGGACCCACAAAACACGAAUUCGCCGCUGACCCACGGCUGCGUGGAUUCAAACGCCACCCCGGCCGAAACCUGCGCCUCUAAAACGGACGAUAUGACCGCAAGCUCCCCAACUCUGGACUGCUGUCAUGAGGACAUGUGCAAUUACCGCGGCCUGCACGACCUGGCGCACGGCAGAGACGCUUCAGAAUACGGAAGCAGGUACCAGUCAGACGGCAGCAGGAACUUGAUUACCAGAGUGCAGGACUUGGCGUCAGCCAAGGAGGUGUGGUUCCGGGCGGCGGUGAUCGCAGUGCCCAUUGCAGGUGGCCUCAUCCUGGUGCUGCUGAUCAUGCUGGCCCUGCGCAUGCUGCGCAGCGAGAAUAAGCGUCUGCGCGCCCAGCGGCUGCAGAUGCUCUCGCGGCUGCACUACAGUUUCCACGGACACCACGCCAAGAAGGGACACGUAGCCAAGCUGGACCUGGAGUGUAUGGUUCCGGUGACGGGCCACGAGAACUGCUGCUUGAGCUGCGACAAGAUGCGACAGCCGGACGCAGGGAGCGAAAGGAUGCUGUCGUUGGUCCACUGGGGAAUGUACAGUGGCCAGGGGAAGCUGGAGUUUGUAUGAUCCCAACAGCAGACUGCCCUGGGACCACUUCUGACUUUUUUUUUGUUUGAUAAUUUUAAAUAAUAGACGGCAGCCCUUGUGGUUUGCUGUGAGGCACUUUACUUGAAAUAAAGACUCGAAUCAACAAGAAGCUGUAAUUUAACUUGAGAUGGUGGGAGAUUUUUUUUUUUUUUUUUUAUACACCCGGAAUGAAUCCUGGACUCUUACUGAUUGCUGAAGGAUUCCAUAUGUCUCUUAUUUGCACAUUUUGUAUAAAACAACAUGAACAAUGUAGGUGUUUGUUUUAAGAGAAGCUUAAUAGAAGAAAAUCUACACUGAGACCAGGGUAAAAAGACUUUGAGGAGAAUAAAAUUGAAUUCAGUGUUACUGUAGGUGUGCACACUCAUGUGUGUCUCGAUUCUGCUUAAUGUAAAGAUCUAAAAUAUAUAUUUUUGUCGGAUAAGAAA
Molecule: messenger RNA, 1673 nt
Organism: Paramormyrops kingsleyae
Lineage: Eukaryota; Metazoa; Chordata; Actinopteri; Osteoglossiformes; Mormyridae
Gene: bambia
Product: BMP and activin membrane-bound inhibitor (Xenopus laevis) homolog a
Biological process (GO): positive regulation of canonical Wnt signaling pathway; negative regulation of transforming growth factor beta receptor signaling pathway; transforming growth factor beta receptor signaling pathway
Molecular function (GO): frizzled binding
Source: RefSeq, a predicted model, not a curated record